Molecule: messenger RNA, 1133 nt
Organism: Cryptomeria japonica (Japanese cedar)
Lineage: Eukaryota; Viridiplantae; Streptophyta; Pinopsida; Cupressales; Cupressaceae
Product: pathogenesis-related thaumatin-like protein 3.5
Exons: 3
Coding region: 124-837 (237 amino acids)
Biological process (GO): defense response
Cellular component (GO): extracellular region
Source: RefSeq, a predicted model, not a curated record
ACUACUGUUACAUCCGAUCCGAUAUGUUCAUGAUGUAACUCAACUUGCUAUAUAAACAACGUUAGACAGACAUCUUUCUCCACACCACCACAAAACAUUCUUUCAUCGAAGCACUAUUUCUCGAUGGCGUGGGCAUUGGCAUUGAUGAUUUUAUUUGGAACAUAUGGAGCAGGCGCAACAGUGUUCACGAUCGUCAAUAAUUGCGCAUACACCGUUUGGCCCGGAACCUUAUCUGGCAAUGGAGGCACUGUGUUGGGCGACGGAGGCUUUGCUCUACCCCCCGGGAAGUCCGUGCCCUUCACCACUUCUGCCGGGUGGUCCGGCCGCAUAUGGGGGCGAACGGACUGUAAAUUCGAUGACACAGGUAAAGGAUCGUGCAUCACUGGCGACUGCGCCAACACUUUGAAGUGCGACCAUGCGAGCGGGGUUCCUCCUGCAACUCUGGCGGAGUUAACUCUGGGCGACAAGGAUUUCUAUGACGUCAGCCUGGUGGACGGUUACAACCUUCCGCUCACCGUCACCCCCGUGGGAGGCACGGGCGUGUGCAAAACGGCAGGGUGUGUAAGCGAUCUGAGGGCCAGCUGCCCCGCCGAGCUCAGUAUUAAAAACGAGGGGCAGGUGACUGCGUGUAAGAGCGCUUGUCUUGCAUUUGGGACGCCCGAAUAUUGUUGCACGGGCGAGCACGCUAACCCACAGACGUGCUCACCCAGUAAGUAUUCCAAGGAGUUUAAGAAAGCUUGUCCUUACGCCUAUACCUAUGCUUUCGAUGAUCCCUCUAGUCUUUACACUUGUUCAGGUGCCAAUUAUAUCAUUACUUUCUGCCCCACAAGUUACUAGAAUUGAAGAUCUGGGCGGUGAAGAAUCGAUAUCGCCUCUCCAGGAUGAUUCUUCCGUCGACAGAUGUAGUGUUCAAUGUUAUGAUGCUUGAACCAUAUAUAGCUACUAUCUUUCUUUAGUUGUUGAUCCGGUAAACUGAAGUUUCUUCUGCUUAGAAUCCAUAGUGUGUAAGGGUGAGAAAGUCCUCAACUCAUUAGGACGCCAAAUAGUCGUCCACAUGCAUAUGAUAUUGUGAUAUUACGUGUUUGAUAUUUGUAUCGGUUUUCUUACCUAAUAAAAUAAUUUACAGUUUUCUA